Molecule: messenger RNA, 507 nt
Organism: Pseudogymnoascus verrucosus
Lineage: Eukaryota; Fungi; Ascomycota; Leotiomycetes; Thelebolales; Thelebolaceae
Exons: 3
Coding region: 52-225 (57 amino acids)
Biological process (GO): translation
Cellular component (GO): ribosome; mitochondrion
Molecular function (GO): structural constituent of ribosome
Source: RefSeq, a predicted model, not a curated record
CAUCUCGAAGCCUCACAACCCACGCCUCAAUUCCCCACCACAACCCUCACCAUGGCAAAAAAAGCCAAAUCCCGCACGAUUGCCGUGCGCCUCAUCUCCAUGGCCAUGACAGGCUACUACAAGACGUUAAUCCGCCCGCGCGUGCAUCGCCCGCUGAGCAUGCUGAAAUACGAUCCUGUUGUGCGCAAACAGGUUCUGUUUCUGGAGCAGAAGAGGAAGAAGUAGGCGGUGUUAAGGGGAUACGAUCUCGAGGAGAGGGCGGCUUGGGGAGGGACAAGGCCAGGGGGGUUGGACUGAGGAGGAGCUUUGCGGAGCUCAGGGUGACCCCGUGGGGGAGGAGGAAUGGUUGUAUUAUAUGGCAUGACGGCAUUCACGGCGUUUGUUGGGACAAGCUUGAGAUGGAUUGAUAGUGUAUAAAAGAGAUAUCUAAAGCCAGAGGCUCCUCGAAGCCAGAGCAAAUGUUGAAAAGCAACAAGCUCAUUCCAGCCAUAUUUGUCUCGUUAUUUG